Messenger RNA from Brassica rapa (field mustard), 1120 nucleotides. RefSeq lists its product as uncharacterized. NCBI's taxonomy places the organism in Eukaryota, Viridiplantae, Streptophyta, Magnoliopsida, Brassicales, Brassicaceae. The record is from RefSeq and is a predicted model, not a curated record.
CUCUCAUUUAUUUAGAAUUACAGUAUAAUUUAUCUACUAUGUUCAGUUCUGAAAAUAGGAUUUGUGUAUGUUUGCAGGGAGUUGGUGUCAAUGCUUGUGUGGAAGCUGAGAUUCCCAAGUUUAUCACUGACGUUGUUGGGAAGACUCACUUUCCAGAUUAAGCUAGGAGAGUUCAACUUCACUUCUAAGCAUCAAACCUUCACGAUCUCCCGUAUAUUUACAGUGGCUCAGCGUGCAUCACUCCCAGACUUUGUGGGCGAUGGUGGUCAACAUGAUCAGAAUCCAAUAUCAAGUUUGGUGCCGGUUGGUAAUAGUAACACUGUUUUUGAGACCUCUGGUGACAUGGCAGCUGAACUUGGUGCAACUACAGAAAAGAACCAUCAAACUUCGUCAUCUGCUACGCCAGAAGAAGGGCCUUCUGCAACAAGCACACCAGCUGUUGAAGCAGAAGAGAAUAAGAAUAAGAAGCCACGAUUGGCAUAGAGUCACCUGAGAGUCGCACCCCACCACCGCAUUUACUUUCGUUUUUAAAAUCUUUGUUUUCAUUUGCUUUAUAUCUUAAGUUUUAGCAACUUCGUAUUUUAGACUCCUAUGGUGGUGCAUGUUUUACUUAUGAAUCCAAGUUUUUCUCUUAUUAACAAAAUCUUGGUUCAAAUUAAUUGACAAUGAAAAUCUAAAACAAUAAAAUCCAAUGUAACUAAAUGUUUGGGAAAAAAAUACUAAGACAAUAAACUCCAAUGUAUAACUAAAUGUUUGGGAAAAAAAUAAAAUGAGUAUAAUAUUUAAUCAUAAACUAUUUUUGCAGCAGGUUACUAACAAGAUCAUAUUGACAUUAUAUUUUCUACACCUUGCUGUUACAUUGUAAUCUAUUACAAUAAAUAAACAUAACUUUCCAUACACAUAGAUGAACCAUAACUUCUUUACUCUUAUUACAGUGUAGCUCAUAGAUCCAAUAUACUACGAAAGUUAAAGUUGACCGGGUCAUUGUUACAUGUAAGAUACCAAAAAAAAUUAAGAACCAUAACUAUUCAUACAUAUAUAUGAGCCAUAACAUCCUCACUCUUAUGAUAUAAAAAAUAACGAAAUUUCAAUAAAUGACUAAUAUAAUCAAAAUUAAAAU